Mangifera indica (mango) is the source of this 1518-nucleotide messenger RNA. RefSeq lists its product as uncharacterized. Gene Ontology annotation, biological process: glycerophospholipid biosynthetic process. The record is from RefSeq and is a predicted model, not a curated record. Lineage: Eukaryota; Viridiplantae; Streptophyta; Magnoliopsida; Sapindales; Anacardiaceae. Gene Ontology annotation, cellular component: mitochondrion. Bases 142 to 1284 code for a protein of 380 amino acids. The transcript has 12 exons.
UCGUUACUUUGAAUAAAAAGAGUGCAACAAUGAGAAAAAUGCAGUCCAAGUCCAAGAAGAGUGGAGACAGCUUCUAUAACCAUUCUCUUCCUCUUUCAAACUGCUCUCAGCCUAUCAAGUUCGAUUGAGAGCCAAACGAAAAUGAGAUUCUCAAUCUUGAAAAAAGCUCUAGGGAGCCGAAACAGAAAUAAUAUACCAUCACUAUUUAACUCCACUCGUCCACUCUCACUACUCUUCUCGCAAUCCCAACGGCCUUCAUUUGGUAUUGCAUUCGAUAUCGAUGGUGUCGUUCUGUUGGGCAGUUCACCUAUCGGUGGCUCUCCCUCAGCUCUCAAAAGACUCUACCAAGAAUCUGGCGAUUUGAAGAUCCCAUAUAUUUUCUUGACUAAUGGAGGUGGUUUUCGUGAAUCUAAAAGAGCGUCUGAGUUGAGUAAACUUCUGGGUGUGAAUGUUCUGCCUUCACAGGUUGUACAAGGCCAUUCACCUUUUAAACAGUUGGUCAAUAGAUAUGAGAAUGGCUUGAUUGUUGCUAUUGGUAAAGGUGAACCUUCUGCUGUGAUGACUGAAUAUGGAUUUAAAAACGUUCUUUCAAUAGAUGAGUAUGCAUCCUACUUUGACAACAUUGAUCCACUGGUACAAUAUAAGAAAUGGACAAUUGAUCAUGCUAAUGAAAAUACAACAAUUAAAGAGAAUACAAAAAUCUACUCUCAGAGAGUUCAGGCAGCAUUUAUUGUUAGCGAUUCUGUUGACUGGAGCAGGGACAUUCAGGUUCUUUGCGACAUUUUAAGAAGUGGAGGCCUUCCUGGAAGGGAAACUGGAUACCAACCUGAUUUAUACUUUGCAAAUGAUGAUCUUGAAUACCAGGCUAAUUUUCCUACUGAACGUCUGGGUAUGGGUGCUUUCAGAAUUGCUUUAGAAUCCAUCUUCAACAGAAUCCACCCUAAUGCUCUGGAAUAUACUUCUUUUGGCAAGCCAAAUGCUUUAGUAUUCCAGAAUGCUGAAACUGUGCUGAAGCAGCUAGUGUCAUCCCUUCAUCCUAAUGCUCAUGAUGUGAACCAAGCAAAUCCUGGAAGUCAUCAUUUCAAAACACUAUAUAUGGUAGGAGAUAAUCCUUCAGUGGACAUCAAAGGUGCACACCAGGCUGGACGACCCUGGUUUUCAAUUUUGACGAGGACAGGUGUUUUCAAGGGAAAGAAAAACCAUGCCAUGUUUCCGGCAGAUCUGGUUGUUGAUACUGUGGAAGAGGCUGUGGACUACAUAUUGAGAAGGGAGUUCACCAAGUAAAGUUUAUGUGCCCAUAUUCGACCAAUAUUUUUUUGCCUCGUUGUUUCAGACUUUAUACUAUUAUUUAUGAUUAAAGCCAAAGGGCGUUGAAUCAUGUACAAGUCAAUUCGGUUUUAUAACAUCAUUUCCUUGAAGAAUUAUGAAGUUUAACCUAUAGUUUAUUUUACAUUCAAAGACAGUAACGAUAUAGCUACAUUGUUGAAUAAGAGAUCCUUGUUAUUAACUUGGGUUUCA